Messenger RNA from Schistosoma rodhaini, 1824 nucleotides. The record is from the annotation of a GenBank genome assembly. NCBI's taxonomy places the organism in Eukaryota, Metazoa, Platyhelminthes, Trematoda, Strigeidida, Schistosomatidae.
AUGACUAUUCAAAAUGAAGUUUUUUGCCAGUCCUAUGGUUGUCUCGAUCUUAACCAGAACCUAUCUAAAGGCGGAUGUCAUGAAUCACCGUCUCAAUCUUUUAAGUACCGUUCCACACCAAACCUAUUAGCUCUGUCUAAAAGUCAGAUGGAGAGAAUUCAGAUCAUAUCUGAGUUUUAUGACGGUGAAGAAGUACUUGUAAGUGAUCUGAAAACUGUCGUUAAGGUGUACAAAUAUCCAUUAGAAAAAUUGGGUAUACUUACCUCAACGGAAAUAAAUCAUCUGUUUUACUCAAUAGAAGCUAUUAUACCAGUUUUUGAAGGAUUAGCAAAUAGUCUUUCAUCAGAACUGAAUAAAUAUUUCAGCAUACCAUAUAUAGGAAUGAUCUUAUAUCUGUGGUUAGGUCUCGAAGUAAUAACAAAGCCACAACCUGAUUACCUUAAUUAUGGGCGUAAAUGUUAUCCAUACCCAACACAGAAUUAUGUCCAAUCUAUCUGUGAGAAUUACAUCGAGAUAAUGCCUUCAUCAAUAAAACUUCUCUUGGAUUAUUCAGCACACUUAUAUGAAGCACGUAAAUAUUUUGAAGCGUUACGCGAACAAAAGCCUGCUUUUAUUGAUUUCCUUUCACGUUGUUCACAUACACAUUUCAGUAAACGUUUGGAUUUGUGGCAUUUCUUGGAAUGUCCCAAAAGCAGACUGACUAGGUAUCCUUUAUUACUCAAUCGUCUGAUCGAAUUGACACCUUCAACCGAUCCAGAACUCAGUCAUUUACUCGUUGUUCGGUCUGCCUUCACCUUUAUUAUUGACGAGUUAAACCGUCGAGUUGGUGAAGCUAUGCGUAAUUUGUACUUAGAAUGCAUAGGAUUCCAUGGCAAUUUAGAAUUACAAUACAAAGAUAUGGUAUGUCAUCAAAAAUCACUAUUAUUGAAAGGCAGUCUGCAUACUGAUAUUGGAGAAGUAACCGUUUUUGUUUUUCCUCAAAUAAUGCUUAUAACAUUUUCUGGACCCGAUAAUAAUAGUCGACUAAUAUCACGUUGCUAUUAUGGUAAAUUAUCACGUCAAAUCACCAAGCCGCAUGUUAUUACUUCAUCUAAAAACUCACCAAUUUCACUUGUUUCUCCACAACCGUCUAUAAUAUCCUCUGUGAGUACACGAGUUUAUGGUCAUCGAUGGUCUUUGUUAUCCAUUUUAAGGACUCGUUCACCACCUGAUUUGGGAAAUGCUACGCAGACAUCGUUUAACUCAGGAAAUCGACCUUCCAAGUGUGCACGAUUAUUUCGACGUUUGUCAUCAAUUAUGACAUCAUCACCGUCGACAAAGUCGGACGUUUCCAGACCUAUCGCAACAGCGUCUUUCACACCAACUGAUGAAACUGUCAGUCUUGAACGAUUUCGUAUUUGCUAUCCGCCUUUAAUAUUAAAAGAUUAUAUUUUGGAAGAUAUAGCUGAUGAUAGUAUUCCUUCAACUAUAUUGAAAUUUCCUUUUUCCACAGAAAAAGCUCAUCAAAAUUUAUUCAAACUCUCUCCUUAUGAACAUAGUGUAAAACGAAAAUCUGGAAGAACUUCAGUCAAACAAUCCGAUCUAUUACAUUCAUACGAAAAAAUUAUAUCAAGAAAAUCUCGUGAAAUAAAAUGGUUUUCUUCGUCAUCAUUGACUAGUAAUAGAACUUCAUCGUUGUUACGCAAAUCUCCAAAAUCAAUAUCUAGAGAGUUUCUAUUUCAAGCAUCUAGCCUACAGGAUAAAAAAUUUUGGAUUACUACACUGACACCACUCGUACACAGUUUUUAUCAAAGUGAAUCAUGCAACGACUUGAUUUUAGAUUAA